Hemicordylus capensis (graceful crag lizard) is the source of this 6195-nucleotide messenger RNA. RefSeq names its product interleukin 1 receptor accessory protein like 1 (gene IL1RAPL1). NCBI's taxonomy places the organism in Eukaryota, Metazoa, Chordata, Lepidosauria, Squamata, Cordylidae. Gene Ontology annotation, molecular function: interleukin-1 receptor activity. The transcript has 13 exons. The record is from RefSeq and is a predicted model, not a curated record. Bases 1181 to 3316 code for a protein of 711 amino acids. Gene Ontology annotation, biological process: negative regulation of exocytosis; signal transduction.
CAAUCUGGCAUCGCUGGGCAGUAACGACUUCUUUCUUCGCUGUCCCUCGCCCCCCAAAAGAUCAGCCUCCUCUCCACUAAUGCUUUGCAGAGUAGCCGUGGUGUGUGGAUUGGCUAGGACGAAAGUAUCCAUUGGGUGGCAGUAACAGCAUCUUCUUUAUGACUUGCAGCAAAGGCGAGAAUGCAUUCAAUCAAAUGAGCCGAUCUUGUAGAAACACUGGAAUCGUUUAUGCAUUGCAGUUUCUCUCUCUCUCUCACUCACUCUCACCCUCUCGCUCUCUGCUUGCCUCCCUCCCUCCCUCCCUCCCUCUCCCUUCCUUCGAAUAUUUGGGGUGGGUUGCUCUUCUUCGUCGCGACCGGCUCUUUGGGUUUUGCUCACUUGUCAUUUUCACAGAAGAUUAGCAUCACUCAGGGCAAACGGACAACUGUGGGAUUCCCCCCCCCCCCCCGCAUUUGCUUUUUUUCUGGGGGGAGAGGAUCCCCCCUCCCGUGUCGAUUGGGAGUGUUAGGACCCAGGAGACAUCCUCUCAAACAGCAGGGGCUGUGUGCUUUCCACGUAGCAGUACAGUACAAGGAAAACCCCUGUCGGAUCCGUUAUUGUAGGAUACUUGUGAAAUAUACCUAGGAUUCUUGCUUUCUGAUGGCUGCGUGGCGGGCUUGGGAUUUUUACAUGUGCGCCGGGAGGUGUUGAAAAGGCUCCAUGCUCGCAAUCCAGGACUCGUUUCCUUGUCCUAGAGCUCGCAGACAUCUGGGUUCUCAGUCUUUUCCUCUUGCUUUCCCCCUCUCCAGGCAGGUUUUUCCCCCCUCUUGAUUUUAAUUUCUGCUUCCCACCUGGAUUGUACCAUCCGCGAGCAACCUGGCCACUUUGAGAACUAGCAGGAGGCGCAUCUUGCAAAGGAUCUUUCGCUCUAUAUGGAAUUAUCUGUUUGGAUGGUGAACUUGGCACUUGUGAAUGGGCAUCUCCGUCGCCUUAUUAAUUGCUAGCAAAACAGGGGGGGAAAAAUACCCGGAGGAGUUAAAAACAAACAAAAAAACGUGGAUUCCCUGACUACGCAUUGUGAUGACCAGCAAUUACCUUACUGACUGAUACCAGGAGACGAAUAUUUUGCAAGACUGUGGUGGGAAUACAGAAGAAAUCCUGUCUCUGUACAAGUCAGGGAACAGCCUUGGAGAACUGGAAGAUGAAAGCUCCUAUUCCUCACUUAAUCCUCUUGUAUGCUACUCUCGUUCAGAGUUUGAAGGUUGUGACCAAAAGGGGCUCAGCUGAUGGAUGUACUGAUUGGUCAGUGGAUUACAAGAAGUAUCAAGUCUUAGUGGGCGAACCUGUUCGUAUAAAAUGUGCAUUGUUUUAUGGAUAUAUAAGAGCAAAUUACACCCUAGCACAAAGCGCUGGACUAAGUUUGAUGUGGUACAAAAGCUCUGGACCUGGAGAUUUUGAGGAACCUAUAGCUUUUGAUGGAACUAGAAUGAGCAAAGAGGAAGAUGCCAUUUGGUUUCGCCCAACCAUGGCACAAGAUAGUGGACUUUAUGCAUGUGUCAUAAGAAACUCUACCUACUGUAUGAAAGUAUCCAUUUCGCUGACAGUGGGUGAAAAUGACACUGGCCUCUGCUACAAUUCAAAGAUGAAAUACUUUGAAAAAGCUGAACUUAGCAAAAGCAAAGAAAUCUCAUGCCCUGACAUACAGGAUUUUUUAAUGCCAUAUAGAGAGCCUGAAAUCCUGUGGUAUAAGGAAUGUCAAGUCACAACCUGGAGACCAAGUAUUCUGUUCAAAAAGGACACCCUUGUUCUCCGGGAGGUCAGAGAAGAUGACAUUGGAAAUUAUACCUGUGAAUUAAAAUACGGACUGUUUGUUGUCAGAAGAACGACAGAAUUAACAGUGACAGCACCACUAACAGAAAAACCACCAAAGCUUUUGUACCCUUCAGAGAGUAAACUGACAAUUCAGGAGACACAGCUGGAAGAACAGACCCUGCUGAAGGAGAACCAGAAUGGCAUAUGCAAAGGCCAUUCUACUAAUCUAACCUGUCGAGCAUUCUUUGGAUACAGCGGAGAAGUCAGUCCUUUAAUGUACUGGAUGAAAGGCGAAAAGUUUAUUGAGGAUUUGGAUGAAAGUCGGGUUUGGGAAAGUGAUAUUAGAGUUCUUAAGGAGCAUCUUGGAGAACAGGAAGUUUCUAUUUCAUUAAUCCUUGAUUCAGUGGAAGAAGGAGAUCUCGGAAAUUAUUCAUGUUACGUUGAAAAUCGAUAUGGCAGCAAACAUGCCACCGUCAUUUUACUGAAACGGGAACUGAUGUAUACAGUUGAGCUUGCUGGCGGGCUUGGUGCUAUUCUGCUGCUGCUUGUUUGUUUAGUGACUAUCUACAAGUGCUACAAGAUUGAGAUUAUGCUAUUCUACAGGAAUCAUUUUGGUGCUGAAGAACUUGAUGGAGAUAACAAAGAUUAUGAUGCAUAUCUGUCAUACACCAAAGUGGAUCCUGACCAGUGGAAUCAGGAAACUGGGGAGGAAGAACGGUUCGCUCUUGAGAUCUUACCAGAUAUGCUUGAAAAGCACUAUGGGUACAAGUUGUUUAUUCCAGAUAGAGAUUUGAUUCCAACUGGAACAUACAUUGAAGAUGUGGCAAGAUGUGUAGACCAAAGCAAGCGACUGAUUAUUGUCAUGACUCCAAAUUAUGUGGUAAGAAGAGGCUGGAGUAUCUUCGAACUGGAAACAAGACUUCGAAACAUGUUAGUUACGGGAGAAAUCAAAGUGAUACUGAUUGAAUGCAGUGAACUCCGGGGAAUUAUGAACUACCAAGAAGUUGAAGCCCUGAAACAUACUAUCAAGCUCCUUACUGUUAUUAAAUGGCAUGGACCAAAAUGCAACAAGUUGAAUUCCAAAUUCUGGAAACGUUUACAGUACGAAAUGCCUUUUAAGAGGAUAGAACCCAUCACACACGAGCAGGUUUUAGAUGUCAGUGAGCAGGGGCCUUUUGGGGAACUGCAGACAGUCUCAGCAAUUUCCAUGGCUGCUGCUACCUCCACUGCUCUUGCCACUGCCCAUCCUGACCUGCGCUCCACCUUUCAUAACACAUAUCAUUCCCAGAUGCGCCAGAAACACUAUUAUCGAAGCUAUGAAUACGACGUACCUCCUACCGGCACCCUGCCUCUUACCUCAAUAGGUAACCAGCAUACCUACUGCAACAUCCCUAUGACACUUAUUAAUGGGCAGCGGCCACAGACAAAAACUAACAGGGAGCAGAAUCCCGACGAGGCUCAUACAAACAGUGCAAUACUGCCACUCUUACCGCGGGAAACCAGUAUAUCCAGUGUCAUUUGGUGACAGGAAUGCAAGGGGGAACUCCGCCCCCUUGUGUAGAGUCUAAGUCUGCAGUCUGGUGCCUGGAACUACAUCCUCGACUGCUGCUGUUAAACAUGCAUUACAAUCUAUGACAUAUGAGGAAAAACAGGGUCUUGUACAUAUGUUUUUGCAAAUUUCUUUGUAGCAUCAGUCUUCCUGUUUUACCCAUGUCUCUUGCCAUUUACAUUUUUGACUUUGUUUUAUAUGUCAUUGGGAUUUGUAUAUUUACAUUUUUAAAAAAAGAAAAAUGAAGAGACUGCUGUAUAGAUAGGAAUUUUUUUUUCUUCAUUAGUAUAGUUUGGGUGUUAUUUUUUUACAUUUCUUGGGAAUGCUUGGACAAAGCUCUGUUGAGUCCAGAAACACUAUCCGUUUUGUUGGUCUGCCUAGCCUGAUACCCAGAGGCCAUGCUUGCAGCAAUUCACCUGUGUGUGUGUGUGUGUGCGUGUGUGUGCGUGCGCGUGUGUGUGAACACUUGUUCUUAGAAUGCCCCCACCGAUGACUCAUAGCCCUAUCUUCCUUCAUUAUUCCACUCACUGCUACACUAUACCCCUCAACCCUUGCCCUUUUUACUGCACUGCACUGGGUGAAAUUACAGAUGGUCCAAUUGUCUAACAUUUCACAUAGUAAGUAGUUGUGGAACAAAGAAAAAAAAAUACCCAGUCUGUAUCACUUGCUUCACAAUAACCACUAUGUCCACUAUGGAGUAUGUAGAAAGAAAAAUAGGAUUUUGUUUUAUUUUAUGAGUUGAUUGUAUUCCUUUUAUAUAGAGAUAACAUGCCAACUUAAAUUCAUUCACUUCCUGAGAAAGUGUUGGAUGCGUCUGUGACUCCCCCCUCCCCCAUUUCUUUUUUGGUUGAGAUCAAUGGUACCGUUUCUUGCUUUAAAUUCUUCAAAUGAGAUUAUUUACAUUUUGUCAGACAAGUAAGGCAAUAGGCACUGAAGUGCACUAAAUCCCCCAGAGAUUUACAGUGAUGGCUUCCAAACCAAAGGAGAGCAGAAGGACAAUAUCAAAUAUGGUUUGUCACAUUGUAUUAUAGAAAAUGCUGUCUUAAGAAGUAUGAGAACAUUCUUUUGCAGCCGAUUUUGGAGUCCCCAUGUGUAUUAAAGUUUGGUUGUCAUCUUUUCUUUUCAUUGAUAUAUCCAGAAGUUAGCAUUCUUUAUUAUUCAUUAUAUAUCUCUCUUUUUGCUUGUAAUAAUAAUUUAGGAUUUUUUUUUUUAAUUCCAAGGUUGUUUAAGGAGAUCUCAGGAGGUUGCAAAAGUAAAUACCAACAAACAUCAAUAUUUUAUACAAGAUUAAUAUUUAAAUCAGACCCAGAAAUGUUGGAAACAAUUAAUGUUACUGAAUAAAAUAAACUAGUUUUAUUUUAAAUGUAUGAUUUCCUCUUUAAAAAGUGAAAGAAAGAACAUGCAUCUUGGCUCCGGGAAAUAUUCUUUGCAUAAACCUCAGGACUGAACUUUGCCUAUAUGGAAGUCAAUGAGAGUUUGUCGUAGACUUAACAGAGCCAAAAUCUAACUCCUCAUUCACCCAGUAUUAACACAAUCAGCAUAAAUAUUUACAAAUACUGAUGCAACUGUCAUAUUUCCUAUAAGAACUGGGCAGGGGUAAUAGUAGAAUAUUAUGUUAAUAUAGCAUUAAAUAAUUGGGAGCACAUUUCUAAUAAUGUAAACUGAUAAAGUAAAACACUGAUGUUGGGUUAGUUUACAUCUGAAGACAAUGUAAUUUUUUUGUGUUGUUUUGCACUUAUAAUGCAACAAUUCGACUGCUGAAAAACACUUUUGAUAUUAUGGAAUUUCUCAUCAUUUGAAAGAAGUUUCCUAAAUAGCUAACCAGCAGCCAAUAUACUGGAUGUUGUGUGUUUUGUUUGUUCUGACUUUCAUCAUAAAAAAGAAAAACCAAGUUAUAUUUUAGUUUGGAUAAGAUGCAAUGUGGUGAAACUAUGUGCAACCUGCAGUCUAGAAGUGUGUGUGGGCUUCAAACAUACAUGAGAAAAAAGCCAGUUCAUGAUAUAAACGGUAAAGAAGCAUCUGCAAUCCAAGUUCAAGAAGUUCUAGAAUGUACUUUGACAUUUAUUUGCUUAACCAAUAUUCAUUUCUGUGACAGUUCACUCAGGUCCUUUUCUGUUGUUAUUUUGCGUGUGUGUGCCCGCCUUCCCUGCUCCCCCAAAAACCUUGGACAUGUGCCAAAUAAAUUGCAUCAAGCAAAUAAAGCUGCUAGGACAGAUAAAAUCUGAAGGCAGCGGUGCACAUUUCAUUCUUUGGAAAUUUAAGAUGGCUAUUAUUUAUUAUAGAACCUGCCAGGUACUGAUGGAAUUUAAUGGCCUUUGACGGGAUUCCAAAUCUCAGAUCCUCUCCCUUCAAAUACCCAACAAAAGGUAAAUCAGUGCAAUGGCUUUUUCCUUUAUAUUUUUUCAACUUAAAUCUGGGUUAUGAAGUUAGUAUAGAGCAUAGCAAUCUGACCACAGCAACACUGUAGGUGUUAGCAAGACUGAUUUCUUUUCUUAAAGUUUUGACAGGAAUACUUUUUUCUUCUAUUUUUAAUGUAGAUUUAAGCACUUUGAAUAGCAUGAUUCAGGGAUUGAUGGAUACUAUUUGAUAUUCACACAACUAAAGAAAAGAUUUUCUUAUAAUGCUUUGUCAUAUUAUUAAAUAAAAACAAACAAGAAAGAAAGAGUGUGUGAGAGACAGAGACACAGAACGAAUGGAGAAGCCAGUUCUGGCUUUAGAAACAUUCCACCCAAUAAUUUCUCUUCUAUAAACAGCUCUGUGUGAGAAACAAUAAAAGGAACUGUCAUAUGUUCACUUACUCAAUGUUUGACUAAAGUUCUGUUAGAACACAAAAUAAAAAGAAAAAAAAUGCCCUA